Molecule: messenger RNA, 2242 nt
Organism: Phytophthora nicotianae INRA-310
Lineage: Eukaryota; Oomycota; Peronosporomycetes; Peronosporales; Peronosporaceae
Exons: 3
Coding region: 97-1764 (555 amino acids)
Source: RefSeq, a predicted model, not a curated record
GAACUAAGUUCGGUUCAGCACUCAAAUUAGGGGGGACAUCCAACGAGCGCUUGAGGCCUCAAUCGUUUCCGAGGUUCAAGAUUCUGUAGCAGCAAUAUGUCUGGACAUUUUCACAGGUGGCGCACUCGGAGUAUUGAUGCGUGGGAUACUCUCCAGGUGGAACUGCACGGUCACUAUUCUGCUGAGCGAUUGCUUGAACUUCAGAACUACUCAAACACCGCCAGUAUUCCAGGGUUAACAGCAAUUAUCCUAUUUACCCCACUUCCAUGCCUAUUCACGGUAAUUCUCGCUGACUUCACGCCCUUGAAUUCCCCCGAAGUUGGGACAGACUCCAAUAUGGUUUUCUGGUUGCGUGGGUCGAUGGUUGUGUGGUUCUUCACUUUGUCAUUUGUCGUGCAGUUCCGUGAGAUGAUGCCCAAGCUACCAAUGACUCAAGCUCGCGGUUUUGGUGUAACUCUUCUUGUCAGCACUGGUGUAAUGCUUUAUUGCUACUCGUUGUCUCAUAUCAUCGGUUUUCCAGUUCCAUUCCUGAUGGUUAUGGGCGCCCCCGUUUGGACGACUCUACUCCUGAGUUGCUUUGCAAUUAGUUGGGUAAAACACGUCCGAGCCGACACAAGAGUGCAAGGGCAAAUUGUAGACGGGUUAAAAGUAUUCGUGAUUCAAAUGUCCAUGAUCGUGAUAUACCCGUUUUACAUCUACUGCUUUACAAAACUGUCACAUGUGGCCCAGGCCGCAUUCUCGCUACUGUUGCACGUCAUCAAGAUGACUAUCAAGAACGGAAUCAGCCGCUACAUUCGAUCGCAGACGGACAUGAAGCCUGAAAUUGUGAUCUUCAACGUCGAAGUCUUCAAUGCGCUUUUCGCGUCGUUUUGCAUGCAAAACUCCUCUACAAAGCUCACAAUUGCGGUUAUAAUGGCAGCUGAUCUUCUGCAUAUCGCUAUUUCUCUGCGUGAAGUCUUGCUCAUGCUUCGAGAACUGAAGGAAAUUAAGAGGCAAUUAGACUUAAAUGAAGCGUUGGUGCGGGGUCCAGAGCCGACAGUAAAUCCAAGCAUGAAUGCCAUGACACGUGCGUGUUCAAUUCUAAAGCACAUGAGUGGAUUUGAUAAAGAUACGCUUGAUCAGCAUUCAAAGAGAUCAAGCAAACAAAGCGCAACUUUGUGGUGUUUUCGUCGAGAUAAUAAAGUACAUCCGCAUUCGAAAGCAAGAACAUCUGUAGCUGUACACGAUUCGACCUCGAAGUCACAAGAACCUCGAGAAGAUCAACCCACGGAAGCCGACAUUAAAUGUUGUACACCUCCGCCUGAAACACUUGAAUAUCGACUGGAAAAGAUAAAGGUCGUGUAUGUUCACAAGGUGGCACGUCUGCUACAUUUGGUGGAGUUUAUGAUCCUGGUCGAGUACACAGAGGUCAUCGUUCCGGUUGUCUACUCCAUUUACGUUGGCGCCAUGUCCUAUCUCCCAAACCGUGUAUAUUACCCGCAACUCGCGGAUAUGGGCGCUGCUGGAUUGCAAAGUACUCUGUCGAACGUGCUUUUGUAUGGGUUCCUAGAGUUCAUUUCGAUUCUUGUGCUUGAAUUCGUGCUUCGCAAAUCGAUUAAGUACUCCCCGGUAUGUCAGCUAGGGUUCGUGCUGCGGAACCAGUGGAAAAUGGUGCAAUCGAAGCUGGUUCUAUGGGUAUUGUACGUUGUACAGUCAUCUCUGGUACAUUUCGGUGCCGACUACAGUUUUCAAUUUGCUUGGCUGCAUCAAUCCUCAAACUCAUAGCAAGGGAGCACUCGUUUAGAGCCAUCUUUGACGGAGCUGAUGCACGAGCGGUUGGAUCGUAGGCAAAGCCGGCUUAAAGUCAGCGAUGGCAUCAAUCUUCGCGCGAAUCUCGGGCGUGAUCUUGUCAACAAACUCCAGCGACUUCAGGUUCUCUUCGAGCUGCUCAAUCUUCGACGCACCCAUCAGACAUGUCGACACAUUCUCAUUAGCGACGCUCCAGGCAAUAGCAAGCUGAGGCAGCGAGCAGCCGAUCUCCUUCGCAACUUCUGCAAGCUGCAGAGAUUUCGUAGUUUUCUCUUCCAGUCCAUUCGACAGCAUAUUCGUGAACGCUGGAACGGACAUGCGCGAGCCUUCCGGGAUUCCCUUGCUAUACUUGCCAGUAAGCACACCACCAGCCAGAGGGUAGAACGCAGCCACUCCGUAUUUGUAUUUCUACAUGCACAAAUAAUUAUGUUCAGUACAGCACAAUAGUUUCGUG